AUGCGCCAUCUGGAGCCCCGAGGUGCGCCGCUGUCAGUAGCUGCUGCUGCUGCUGCUGAGAAUGAUAAUGAUGACGGCGCUAUUACUCCCCCCGUCCUCCCCCCGUCCUCCCCCCGUCCUCCCCCCGUCCUCUCCCCGUCCUUCCCCCCUCCUCCCCUCCUCCUCCCCCCAUCCUCCCCUCCUCCCCCAGUCCUCCUCCCCUCCUCCCCCCGUCCUCCCCCCGUCCUCCCCCUCUUCUCCCUCCUCCUCCCCCCGUCCUCCCCCCUUCUCCCUGCUCCUCAGGUGUUCUUCUGUGCGGCGAAUCAACUGAAGAACGUGCCUGCUGCCGUGCGGAGGGGGAGGCUGCUCAAGUGCAGCCGGUGUGGUCGCAGCGGGGCCAACAUUGGGUGCCGGGAGGAGCGGUGCCCUCACACGUACCACCUGCCCUGUGCGCGCUACGACGACUGUUUCUUUGACCACACCGAUUUCCUCAUCUCCUGCCCGCUCCACACUCGCUCCCUCAUGCUCCGCCGCCACGGCUCCCACCUGCCCGAGUUCAACGCCUUUUACGGGCAGCCCGCGGGCAGGCUGUCCGGGCAGAUGGUGGAACUUUUGUCGGCUGCCCGUGCAGCUGCCCGGAGGGAUGAGGAGGCGGAGGCGCAGUGGGAGGAGGGGAUGGGGAGUGAGGAGGAUGAUGAGGAUGAGGAGUUUCAGGCAAAGGAGAGGAGGAGGAGAGUGAGGGACCUAGCUAGGGUUGAGCCGGUUCGGCUUGGGGGAGGGGUGACGUGGCGUGCGGCUGCCAGCGGUGCUGCCCUGUCGCUGGCCACGUCAGCAGGUCGUGCUCGUUAUCCAGUGGCUGGGCUUGAGAGGCCGGCUGGGGUUGAACCUGGGGGAGAGGGAAGGGGGGGCGGAGGGGGAGGGCGGAGAGGGGAUGGAGGGGGAGCAGGGGGAGAAGCAGAAGGGGGGGAGGGGGAGGGAUUUCGCGCAAAAAAUCCAAUUCAAACUGGCAGUGUCUGGGAAAAGGUUGACUGUGCCAAAGCUGAGUGUGACAAUGUGGAGUGUGAGAAUGAGAGUAAGCCACUAGGGGAACAGUCACAGAGAGCAGCGCACAGCUUGUUGAGUCUGGUGGCAAUGCCUGACAGUGGCGGUGAUGGUGGUGGCGCUGACGUGGCGACAUCUGGUUGGGUGAUGGUGCGGUUUGGGGGGGCGGAAGCAAGGGGGCUGGGGGGAGGGGAGGGGGAAGCGGGGGAGGAAUUGGCGGCUGUGAUUGGCCCUGACACUCCGCUGGAGGUGCUGUUGAGGGCAAGGGGGGUUGGGGAGGCUGGUCGAGGGGAGGGGGGAAUGCAGGAGGAGGGAGUGAGGGAGGGGAAAGUGGUGGAAGGGCGGCUGGAUGAGAGGGAUGUGGAGCUAGGUAGAGGAGGGAAAGCAGCGGAGGAGGGGAAGAAGAGAGGAAGAGAGGGAAGGGAUGAAGGACGAGAGGGAAGAAAGGGAGCAAUGGAGCUACUACAGGGCUUGAGUCCCCAAGUGCACCUGGGGGGUGGUGCUGUGGAGUUAGCACUAGGUGGCGUGAGCGGCGAGCGGGUGAAUGCGGGGGUCUGUGAGGGAGUGAUUGAGGGAGUGAGUGAGGGAGUGAGUGAGGGAGGGAGGAAGGGAGCGAGGGAGGAGGUGGGUGGGGCAACAGAUUGGGGGAUUGAGGGUGAUGGGGAGGGGGAGAUGGCAGCAAAGCGGGCGAGGAAUACACUGGAUUCAGAGGUGCUGGUUGCGUGUAGAGAGGGUGUCUUUGAGAUGUCUCAAAAGCGGGCGAGGAAUACACCGGAUUCAGAGGUGCUGGUUGAAAGGGCAAGGGACACUCCAGGAGCAGCAACGGGAGCUGGUUCUGAGAUUUGUCAACAGCAGGCAAGGGUUACAGCAGAGCCUGAGGUGCUGGUUGGAAGGAAGAGGGACGCUCCAGACGCAGUGGACGCUGGGGGGGAUGGAGGCCUACGUCCAGUCAUCCGCUCUCUCACAGAGCUCGUCCUCCUCCCCCUGCGCUACCCCUCCCUCUUCCCAUCCCUCGGCAUAACACCCCCCCGCGGCGUGCUCUUGCACGGGCUGCCCGGGACAGGGAAGACUCUGGUGGUGCGGGCGUUGGCAGGGGCGUGCGCGAGGGGGGAGAGGGAAGUGGCGUUUUUUGCGCGGCACGGCGCGGAUUGCCUUGGGAAGUACGUGGGAGACGCGGAGAAGCAUCUACGGCUGUUGUUUGAAGUGGCGAAGCAACGUCAGCCGUCGAUUAUAUUCUUUGAUGAGCUAGAUGGGCUGGCGCCGGCCAGGGGGGCGAAUCAGGACCCCACUCAUAGCUCUGUGGUGGCUACGCUUUUGGCGCUUCUUGAUGGGUUGGAUUCAAGGGGUGCGGUUACCGUUAUUGCUGCAACCAAUCGGAUUGAUGCCAUUGAUCCUGCCCUGCGCCGCCCGGGCAGGUUCGACCGCGAGAUUUUCUUUCCGCUGCCCGGAUUUGCGGGCCGGAAGGCGAUUUUGAGGGCGAUAACGGGGGGGUGGGGGCCGGGGGUGGCACCUUCCGGGAAGGUUCUGGAGGAGCUAGCGAAGAGGAGUGAAGGAUUUGCAGGGGCAGAUCUUCGGGCAGUCUGCAAUGAUGCACUUAUGGCUGCCCUGAGAAAAACGUUUCCCAUGGACAAGGCUUUGGCUCUGGAUGUGCUGCCCGGGAGUGAAAAGUUUGGUGCUGGGCAGCCCCAGCUGCCCGGAGCAGGAUCACCUUCUUGUCCACGUGGCACAGGCUCAUUGGUGCCAGCGAAGGUGUCUCGUCUGCCUGUCCCUGAGAUCCACGUGGAGGCCUGUGAUUGGCUGGAAGCACUGCAGCUGGCACAAGUGCCCUGUGCCCUCCGAACUGCAGCUGCCAGCUUCGGCAAGUUAGGUUCGGCUGCCGUGCCUGGGUACCUGUUACCGAUCCUGGCCCCUGCCUUGAUUCGGCUGGUUCGUGCACUGGUUGAGACAGCCGGGGUUGGGAAACAGCAGGAGGUAAUUGAAAUGAGAACCAAUGACAUUAUGGGGAGGGGAGCAGGUGUGAGAUGUGACUAUAUGCAAGGUGGUUUUAGGGGAGGGGGCAGUGCAGACAGUGAAAGAUGGAAGAUGGUGGGGAGGGGAGAUGAGAGAGCAGGGGAUGAGGAGGAGUGGGUGGUGGGACGCGCGUUGGAGAUGCUGGGGUGGGUGGAGAGAGGAAAAGACAGAGGCACACAGGCUAAAGAUGUGAAUAUGGAGAGGGGGGAAGAGGGAAUGGGAGGGGAGAAAGAGGGGGAGGAGAAGGAGCAGGGGCCGGAGGGAGGGGAGUGGGGGGACGAGGAGGAGGAAGAAGGGGAUGAGAAGGAAGAGGGUGAAGGGGCGGUGGUGGUGGAGGUGGAUGUGCCGGCUAUGGUGCUGCUGGGGCAAGGGGACAUGGCUGUUGGCAUGCGUGCACUCUUAGCCAAGGGGACUUUUGAGUCGACUCAAAAGUGUCUUUCUGAGGCACUGCAGAUUCUCUUCUCCCCUCUCCCGAUUCCCUUCUCCCCUCUCCCGAUUCUCUUCUCCCCUCUCCCGAUUCCCUUCUCCCCUCUCCCGAUUCUCUUCUCCCCUCUCCCGAUUCCCUUCUCCCCUCUCCCGAUUCUCUUCUCCCCUCUCCCGAUUCCCUUCUCCCCUCUCCCGAUUCUCUUCUCCCCUCUCCCGAUUCCCUUCUCCCCUCUCUUCCGGUUCGCAGAGCAAGCAAGAUCCAUGGCGCCCUGUGUGCUGCUGCUGCCACGUGUCAACACAUGGGUGGUGCAGGGGUGGAAGGAUGGGAGAGGCAUGGGAGUGGAUGGGGAGGAGGAGGAUGAGGAGGAGGAGGGAGGGGUUAAUGGGGAGAGGUUGGAGGAGGAGGAAGGAGGAGGGGAGGUGAGUGAGGGAGGGGAUAGUAAGGAGAGCCAGGAAGAGGAGGAAAUGGAGGAAGAGGAGGAAGAGGACGAGGAAGAAGAGGGGGAUGGGAGGGAAGGCAGGGUAUCAGGGGAGUGGGCAUCAUUUGAGCAGCUGAUGGCAGGGGUGGAGUCUCAGCUAGCGUCCUCUGCUGCUCUGUUCAUGCACUCUUCCCGUGCCAACGCGGCUUGCAUUCACGUCGUGGCCACCUCAGAGGUACCUCUCUCUGCCCUCCCAUCGCCGAGCUUGGUGACUGUGAGUGGGAGUGGCCGCAUAGUGCUGACUCUGUCUUCUCUCCCCUCCUGCUGCUUGCAACAGUCGCUUAUGGUGGGUGGUGGUGGGGGCAGUGUUGGGGGAGGGGGAGGAGGGGCAGCAGGACAACGAGAGGGAGGAGAGGAGGAAAAUGGUGAGGGAGAGAGGGUUGAAGGGGUGGGGGCAAGUGGUGUGUGUGGGAAGGCAUGUCUUGGGGAUGACAAGAAUGAAGAGAACAAGGAGGAGGAGGGAGGAGGAGGCGGAGCGGGAGGAGGGGGGAGAAGGAGGGAGGAAGCGGAUGAUAAGGCGUGUGUUGAUGGGGAUGGGACGCGUCAGCAGGAAGAGGAGAUUGCAGGAUGCAGGACAGGUGGCGAGCUCUCAUUGGCCGGGAGGUGGAGGGCGGCAGUGGGCAUGGCUGCUCGGCAAUUGGCGUGGGAGGUGUGGGAAGCGGUGGAGAGAGGUGCUAGGGGAGAGGUGUUGGCAGGGAGGAGGGGCAUGGGGGGUAAGGGGAAGAGGGGGGGAAACGGGGAAGGAGGACGGUGGGAAGAGGAGGGAAGGAGAGUUGGGAAGAGAAGGAGAGUGGAAGGAAGGGGUGGAGAUGGGGAGGGUGGUGAUGGGGACGGGAUGACUGGGAGGGAGGCCGAGGGGCGAAUCGACAUUCCUGACGGGGAGCUGCAGAAGCAGCAGGAGCAGCAGGGGCAGCAGGGGCAGCAGGGGCAGCAGGGGCAGCAGGGGCAGCAGGGGCAGCAGGGGCAGCAGGGGCAGCAGGGGCAGCAGGGGCAGCAGGGGCAGCAGGGGCAGCAGGGGCAGCACGCACAGGGUGUGUGGCGAACAGAGGCAGAGCGGCGGCUGCUGGGGGGGUUGGCCUGCCACUAUCAAACUGAUGCACAGCAGCAGUGGAGUGCGGAGCAUGUGUGGGCGGUGCAGCGGGCGUGUCGCAUGGAGCAGCAAGUGAGAGCGCUACAAGACACAGUGGCAGCGUGGGUGCACCUCAUGGCUCCCAUGCACGCUGCUGCUGCUGCCUCCACCGCUCACCUACCCCCUCCUCCUCCCCGGCUUUCCCUUGCCCCCCCACACACUGGUCACGCUGGCGCGCUGUCUCCUGCAGCUCCUCCGGCGACGGGCCUUGAGACGUCUCGAAACUCGCUAGCAGGCGCGCUGUCUCCUGCAGCUCCUCCGGCGACGGGCCUUGAGACGUCUCGAAACUCGCUAGCAGGCGCGCUGUCUCCUGCAACCCCUCCGGUGACGGGCCUUGACGUGCUGAGGCGCCCUGGACUUGCGUGGCGGGGGAGGGAACGGGGUGAGGGAGCAGCAGAUGGGCUUGGUGGGAGUUCGGGGAAAGGGAGAGAAAGGAGAGAAGGGAGAGAAGGGAGAGAAGGGAGAGAAGGGAGAGAAGGGAGGGAAGGGAGAGAAGGGAGGGAAGGGAGGGAAGGGAGGGAAGGAAGAGAAGGGGGAGAAGGAAAGGAUGAGGGAGAAGGGAGAGAAGAUAGAGAUAGGAGAGAAGAGAGGGAUGGAAGAGACGGGAGAGAAGGAGGAGAUGGAAGUGGAGGGUGCGAGCAAGCAUGUGAUGCGGUGCUGGUGAGAGGAGGAGGAGUUGAGAGCGGUGGUUCUAGGUUGAUGCAAGAAGGAGCGGCAGGGGAGGAGGGUGGGGAGCAAGGAGCAGAGGGUGAUGGGGGAGUAACUGUAACGCCAGAGGUGAUACUUGGGGAGACUUUUGAGGCGCCUCAAGAGACGAAUUUUGAGGCGCCUCAAGAGACGAAUUUUGAGGCGCCUCAAGAGACGAAUUUUGAGGCGCCUCAAGAGGGUGAUGGAGGAGUAACUGUAACGCCAGAGGUGAUACUUGAGGAGGAGGUGGAAGGCGGUGCGGCAGGCAGUGGUGCUGAAAGGGAAGAUAUUGCAGAGAGAGGGAGUAAUGAGGGUGAGCGUGAGGAUGCGGAUGGGGACAGGACUGGCACGGGCAAUGGAGGGCGAUGUGGCCUUGCAGGUGCAGAGGCGGAUAGCCUUGCGGAGGGAGAUGAGAGGGAGCAGGAGGCAGAGGAGGAGGGGGGUGAAAAGGGGGACGAGGAUGAGAAGGAUGGGAAUGGGGACAGGACUGGCAUGGGCAAUGAAGGGCGAUGUGGGCGUGCAGGUGUAAAGGGGGGUAGCCAUGAGGAGGGGCAGGAGAGAGAGCAGGAGGGCGAGGAGGAGGAUGAAGAAGGGAACGAGGAGGCGCGUGAAGCAGGCAAGUGGUGGGCGGAGGAGGAUGAGGAGGGCACGAGGGAGCAGGAAAGAGGGGUAGCUGGAAGAGCAGAGCAAGAGGCAAGGGUCGAAGGGGAUGGCCAGACGGUGGGUAAAGGCAGUGGUGGGGACGACGGUGAGGGUGUCUCUCCCCACCGCAGUGGGGAUGGCAUGGGUGCUGUCACUCGCACACCUCUCAACCGCAAGGCACUGCACAGCACCGCUCCUCAUCAUCAAGCCCUCCUGUCCACGUCACGCGGCGGUGCAGCUGCGCCAGUCACGUGCGGCCAGCUGGAGCGAGCAGUGCGCCAGCUGGCAAGCAUGGCCACAGCUGCUGUGAGGCGAGUGCGGUGCGGUCAUACCUCAUUUGCUGCCGCUGAUGCUGCUGCUAGUGGUGCUGCUGGUGGUGCUGCUGCUGCGUCCGCUGCUGUUCCUUCUGCUAAUGGCGGUGAUGGUGGUGGUGCUGGUGGUGGUAGUGCUACCCCUGGUGCUGCCACAGCUCCAUGUGCUCAUGCGUCUGGUGAUGAGGGCGAGCUGGUUCAAGGCAGCGCGCCGUCUAUGUCCGCCUCGGAUUUCCUCGCCGCCGCGAAUCAGAUCACAACCGAUAAAAUCCAGUCGAUCCGCAUGCGAAUCUACCAGCAGUUCGUCCAAAAUCUCGCCAUGAAAGGCGCGAGCACGGCCGCGCUGGGCCAAAUCGUCGACCUGCCGCAGCCGCCAUUCACCAACAUGACUCUCCAACUCGUGAAGCUCAAACUCUCUUCGCUCGUCGCGAAUGGGUUUCUCUUCCACGAGUUUUUCAUUCCGCCGGGAAUCCAGGUCUCCACGAAUCCGGACCUCGUCGUGCUGUUGUAUAACCAGAUUCCAGUCACCUUCGCGCCGUACAGACCACCGACUAGUUACUCCUAUUCGCCGUAUUUCGCCGGGGUUGACAUCCUUCCGUACGUUAACGACACGACGAAGGCUCCGGGGCCGCUGCUUGUGCGAACGAGCCCGUCGUUACCAAUAACUGUUACAUUUCCUUUCGACGACUCUCAGCCUGGUUACGUUCAGUGCACUACGUUCGGCCUGCUCGGCGCGCUUAUCCCUCUCAACCAAUCACAGGACAGCACAACCACGCGAGUUAUAUGCGAGAGCGUCACCCUUGGGGAAUUUACCCUCACAAUCGGCUCCAACCCAUUCCCUUCACCACCGCCUCCCCCGCCGUCCCCUCCGCCCCCCCCGUCCCCGCCAACUCCGCCAACCCCCACUCCGCCUUCUCCGCCCGCAACCACCCCCGCCGACAACGGCGGGUCAAGCGGCCUGACAAUCGGGUUAGCGAUCGGACUCGCGAUACCGAUUAUUCUCCUGCUUGUGCUGGGCGCGUGGCUGAUCUGGCAGCUGCUGCAGCGCGGGCGCUACGAGAAGAUGGAGCUGGCGGCGGAGCGCGCCGCGAACCUCGAGACCGCGCUCAUUGCGGGGCAGCGUGCGCCGUCCGCGCCCGCCGUGCGCACCAGGGGGGCGCUGGAGGACGAGGCGUGA
This is a messenger RNA of Closterium sp. NIES-65, 7881 nucleotides long. NCBI's taxonomy places the organism in Eukaryota, Viridiplantae, Streptophyta, Zygnematophyceae, Desmidiales, Closteriaceae. The record is from the annotation of a GenBank genome assembly.